Loxodonta africana (African savanna elephant) is the source of this 1985-nucleotide messenger RNA. RefSeq names its product enolase 2 (gene ENO2). Gene Ontology annotation, cellular component: phosphopyruvate hydratase complex. Gene Ontology annotation, biological process: glycolytic process. The coding region runs from base 385 to 1866 and encodes 493 amino acids. The transcript is spliced from 10 exons. NCBI's taxonomy places the organism in Eukaryota, Metazoa, Chordata, Mammalia, Proboscidea, Elephantidae. The record is from RefSeq and is a predicted model, not a curated record. Gene Ontology annotation, molecular function: phosphopyruvate hydratase activity; magnesium ion binding.
UCCCGCAGCCCCCACUUCUCUGUCCCCAUUCUGGAUCUGCAUUGGCCUGGGAUGGGAGGCUUUCCUUAGUACCCAGUAGGGAUGGGGUGCUGGGCCAAGCUCACAGGCUGGGUUGUGGGGGGUGGAUCCUCCUUGUGCAGGGGAGGCAGAAUAGGCAGGUCUCUGUGUUCUAGUGUGAGACGUGCUUCUCCUCUGGGUGUCUGCAUUUUACACUUGUGUGUGUGCAUAAGAAACCCUGGUGGUGUAGGGGUUAAGUGCUAUGGCUGCUAACCAAAUGGUUAGCAGUUUGAAUCCACCAGACGCUUCUUGGAAACUCUAUGGGGCAGUUCUACCCUGUCCUAUAGGGUCACUGUGAGUCUGAAUUGACUCGACAGCAAUGGGUUAAUGGGCACGUGCAUAUGGGUGUUACUUGGUUGGCACAGCUUCAUUCCUGUGGGUUCCUACUUGUGCAUGCGGGGCAUCAGAUGGGCAGAUGAGGUCACUGCUUGUGCAUCAGGCUGUGUGUGUGUGUCAGGGGAACAGUGUGAGGAGAGGGCUGAAAGGCUGAAUUUGGCAGGCAGGAGUUCAGGGCUGGAAGGUAAAAGUAAUCCCUGGCCCAGUAGUGUCCUUCUCUUCCUUUCCUCCUCAUUCCAUAUUCCUCUUCCAGGUCUUUUCCGGGCUGCAGUGCCCAGUGGAGCCUCCACUGGCAUCUACGAGGCCCUAGAGCUGAGGGAUGGUGACAAACAGCGUUACUUAGGCAAAGGUGUCCUGAAGGCAGUGGACCAUAUCAACACCACCAUUGCCCCAGCCCUCAUCAGCUCAGGCCUCUCUGUGGUGGAACAGGAGAAACUGGACAACCUGAUGCUGGAGCUGGAUGGGACUGAGAACAAAUCCAAGUUUGGGGCCAAUGCCAUCCUGGGUGUGUCUCUGGCUGUGUGUAAGGCGGGGGCAGCCGAGCGCGAAUUGCCCCUAUAUCGCCACAUUGCUCAGCUGGCUGGGAACUCAGACCUCAUCCUUCCUGUGCCGGCCUUCAACGUGAUCAAUGGUGGCUCCCAUGCUGGGAACAAGCUGGCCAUGCAGGAGUUCAUGAUCCUCCCAGUGGGUGCUGAGAGCUUUCGGGACGCCAUGCGACUUGGGGCAGAGGUCUACCACACGCUCAAGGGGGUCAUCAAGGACAAGUAUGGCAAGGAUGCCACCAAUGUAGGCGAUGAAGGAGGUUUUGCCCCCAAUAUCCUGGAGAACAGUGAAGCCUUGGAGCUGGUGAAGGAAGCAAUCGACAAGGCUGGCUACACGGAAAAGAUCGUCAUUGGCAUGGAUGUUGCUGCCUCAGAGUUUUAUCGUGAUGGCAAAUAUGACUUGGACUUCAAGUCUCCCCCUGAUCCUUCUCGAUACAUCACUGGGGACCAGCUGGGGGCCCUCUACCAGGACUUUGUCAGGGACUAUCCUGUGGUCUCCAUUGAAGAUCCGUUUGAUCAGGAUGAUUGGGCUGCCUGGUCCAAGUUCACAGCCAAUGUAGGGAUCCAGAUUGUGGGUGAUGAUCUGACAGUAACCAACCCAAAGCGUAUUGAGCGGGCAGUGGAGGAAAAGGCCUGCAACUGCCUGCUGCUCAAGGUCAACCAGAUCGGCUCUGUAACUGAAGCCAUCCAGGCGUGCAAGCUGGCCCAGGAGAAUGGCUGGGGGGUCAUGGUGAGUCAUCGCUCAGGAGAGACGGAGGACACGUUCAUCGCUGACCUGGUUGUGGGGUUGUGCACAGGCCAGAUCAAGACUGGUGCCCCGUGCCGUUCUGAGCGUCUGGCCAAGUACAACCAGCUCAUGAGAAUCGAAGAAGAGCUAGGGGAUGAGGCACGCUUCGCUGGACAUAACUUCCGCAAUCCCAGUGUGCUGUGAUCCCUCUCCUUGCCUGGAGAUUUGGAACCUCCCCAAUCCUCCUUGAACCCCUUUCUUCCUGUCUUGAUCUGUGAUAUUCCACCCACUUGGAUACCCUGAGCCCCAGGGUGCCCAGAACU